AUGGUGGCUCUAACAGAACCAAAAAUCCAAUUUGCCAAGGCGGCUCUUAUUAUGAGGAGGUUAGGUAUGGAUGCAGUGUGCUCCAAUGGAGCGGAGAAGGGGGAGAGAAUUUGGGUUUUCUGGAAGAAUGUUCUCCAAGUCAAAGUGGUCAUGGAACACGUGCAAUUUGUUUCUUUGGAAUGCUCUGAUUGGGUUUCAAACAGAUUUUUAAUUACCUUUGUGCAUGGAUUGUGCUUGGUUACGGAGCGGCGUCAGCUCUGGGCUGAUCUUUUGGACAGCGUUCGAGAUACAGACCUCCCCUGGGCGGUGGGUGGAGACUUUAACGCUGUCUUGGACCCACUUGAAAAGGUUGGGGGCAGGGCAGCCUGUUCUACCUCCCUGGAGGAGUUUGGGAACUUUGUGAGUGAUGCUGGGCUUGUGGACGGGGGAUUCAUUGGGAAUUCCUUCACAUGGUCCAACAACCAGUCAGGCGGUAAUAAAGUAGUGGCUCAUCUAGAUCGGUUUCUCUUUAAUGGUCAGUGGGCAGAGCUGUUUGCAGUUAGUAAGGUGAUGCACUUGAGUAGGGUGUGCUCGGAUCACUCUCCGAUUCUGCUAGAGUGUGCGACACAGGUGGUACAACAUGUAAGUACUUUUAAAUUCCAGCAGAUGGGGAUUUCUCAUCCAAGUUUCUUAGACUGUGUCAAAGAGUGUUGGGAGGCCCCGGUACACGGAUCGACUCUACACGUUUUGUUCCUUAAAUUGAAAGCUCUUCGGACUUGGCUUCGGGUUUGGAAUAAAGCUGUUUUUGGCGACAUCCACCACAAUGUCAGAAGGGCGGAAGAUAGAGUUUGCAGGGCUGAAAUUAUUCUGGAGCAAAACCCGUCUGCAAAUGCUAGAGAAGAUUUGGAGGAGGCUUCCAAAGCCCUCAACGGGGUGUUAUUGCAGGAGGAAAUCUUCUGGCGGCAGAAAUCAAGGGUCCGUUGGCUCAAAGAAGGAGAUAGGAACACGAAUUUCUUUCACACAUCAGCCAAGAUGCGCAGGUUGCGGCAAAGUGUGAGCAAAAUAAAGGAUGGGAAUGGUGACUGGAUCUCUGAUGCGAGUGGCAUUGAAGCGGAAGCGGUAAGAUUUUUUACUGACGCCUUCUCUUCUCAGGGUUGCACUCAGGACGAUGACAUUUUUUAG
Messenger RNA from Telopea speciosissima, 1161 nucleotides. RefSeq lists its product as uncharacterized. Gene Ontology annotation, molecular function: catalytic activity. The record is from RefSeq and is a predicted model, not a curated record. The transcript has a single exon. NCBI's taxonomy places the organism in Eukaryota, Viridiplantae, Streptophyta, Magnoliopsida, Proteales, Proteaceae. The coding region runs from base 1 to 1161 and encodes 386 amino acids.